This is a messenger RNA of Chionomys nivalis (European snow vole), 4076 nucleotides long. RefSeq names its product leucine rich repeats and calponin homology domain containing 1 (gene Lrch1). The record is from RefSeq and is a predicted model, not a curated record. NCBI's taxonomy places the organism in Eukaryota, Metazoa, Chordata, Mammalia, Rodentia, Cricetidae. The transcript is spliced from 20 exons. Gene Ontology annotation, molecular function: protein binding. Bases 190 to 2427 code for a protein of 745 amino acids.
CGCUGCCGCCGCCGCAGUCCUCGGCUUCCCCGGCUGGAAACCUUUGCAAUUGAGCCGCUGCUUCUAGGUCUGCGCCGCCCGUCGCCCCUCCCGCCAUCCCGGGGCUUGCGAGAGAGCGCAACGGGGACUCAGGGCUGCGGGGAAAACCUGUGACCCCCGCGCAAGAGCGGGGCGGGGGACCGGGAGAAGAUGGCGACGCCGGGAAGCGAACCCCAAGCUUUCACGCCCGCCCUCUCGGUAACCGCCCUGCACCCGCAUCUCCACCAGCACCACCAGCACCACGGAGGCACUGGAGGAGGCGCGGGCUUCAACCUGCCCUUGAACCGUGGGCUGGAGCGCGCGCUGGAAGAGGCGGCCAAUUCUGGGGGCUUGAACCUGAGCGCAAGGAAGCUGAAGGAGUUUCCCCGGACGGCAGCCCCGGGGCACGACCUCUCGGAUACGGUUCAGGCAGAUCUGUCUAAAAACAGGCUGGUGGAAGUGCCAAUGGAGCUGUGCCAUUUCGUGUCCCUGGAAAUCCUUAACCUGUAUCACAACUGCAUCCGCGUCAUUCCUGAGGCCAUUGUCAAUCUGCAGAUGCUGACCUACUUAAACCUGAGCCGCAAUCAGCUGUCUGCCCUGCCCGCCUGCCUGUGUGGUCUGCCUCUCAAAGUCUUAAUCGCGAGUAACAACAAGCUGGGAUCACUGCCUGAAGAGAUAGGUCAGCUCAAACAGUUAAUGGAGUUGGAUGUCAGCUGCAACGAGAUCACAGCCUUGCCCCAGCAGAUAGGCCAGCUGAAGUCUCUGCGAGAACUGAAUGUCCGGAGAAAUUACCUUAAGGUUUUACCACCCGAGCUAGUAGAUCUCCCCUUGGUAAAGUUUGACUUUUCCUGCAACAAAGUUCUGGUGAUCCCCAUUUGCUUCAGAGAGAUGAAGCAGCUGCAGGUGCUUCUGCUAGAGAACAACCCUCUGCAGUCCCCUCCGGCUCAGAUUUGCACGAAAGGCAAAGUGCACAUAUUUAAGUAUCUGAGUAUACAGGCGUGCCAGAUUAAGACGACUGAUCCCCUCUACCUCCACGCCAUGGAGAGGCCUCAUUUACACCAGCACGUAGAAGACAGUAAGAAGGAUUCUGAUUCGGGAGUUGGAAGUGACAAUGGAGAUAAGCGGUUGUCUGCCACCGAGCCCUCCGAUGAGGACACAGUUAGCCUCAAUGUUCCCAUGUCAAAUAUCAUGGAGGAAGACCAGACCAUCAAGGAGGAUGCAUGCCAUCGUCUGACCCCAGCUAAAGGAGAAUUUCAGCCAAAGCCUUCCCUCUUGGGUGACAGCAGCUCAGGACAAGAAAGAGACCAGUUUGCCGAUGGAGCAGACGCUCUUCACUCGGGAUUUAUGAACUAUAUUAAGGACCAGGCAGAAGACUGUGAAGAGCUGUUGCGGAUAGAAGAGGACGCUCACUGGCAGAUGGAAGGAUUACUAGGGUCAUCCAAAGAUCAGGAUUUGGAUAUAGUGAUGAUGGAGCAGUUCCGAGAAGCAGAUUUGCUUCAGGAUCCCAACGGUCUGAGCACCGACAUCACAGAGAGGAGUAUUUUGAACCUGUACCCCAUGGGCUCUGCAGAAGCCUUAGAAUUACCUGAUUCUACGUUCAAUGGUCAGAUGCAGCUAGAGACGUCUCCAGAGUGUGAGGUGCAAAACGACCUGAUGCUACAGAGCAAUGGGAGCCAGUAUUCUCCAAACGAGCCACAGAUGAGAGAGAACUCGCCUUCGGUGUCUCCGACUGCAAACAUCACAGCUCCCUUUGGCCUGAAGCCUCGCUCAGACCCAGCCCUCAUUCUCCCUCCUAUCUCCUUCAACAAACUUACGCAGGCACAAACAUGGGACAACUCUAGCUACAGUGUUCCAUCUGAAGGAGACACUGACAAUGUGUUUCUAAGACCUCAGAGAAACCUGGAAUCCGUAGACCCACAGUUUACGAUUCGGAGGAAGAUGGAGCAAAUGAGAGAAGAAAAGGAGCUGGUGGAGCAGCUCCGCGAGAGCAUCGAAAUGAGGUUGAAAGUGACCCUCCAUGAAGACCUCGGGGCCGCACUCAUGGACGGCGUUGUGCUCUGCCACCUGGCCAACCACAUCCGCCCGCGCUCUGUCGCCAGCAUCCAUGUCCCCUCACCCGCAGUUCCCAAACUCAGCAUGGCCAAGUGCAGGAGGAAUGUGGAAAACUUCCUGGAAGCUUGCAGAAAACUUGGCGUUCCCGAGGCCGACCUCUGCUCUCCGUAUGACAUCCUGCAGUUGGAUUUUCGUCACAUUCGAAAGACUGUUGACGCUCUGCUGGCACUCGGGGAGAAACCCCCACAACCAACUUCUACCCUCCGCGCCAGGGACCUUAUAGGCUUCUGUCUUGUCCAUGUUCUCUUUAUAGUACUGGUCUAUAUCACUUACCGCUGGAACGCUCUGUCCGCGUAACCCCUGCACGCGCAUCCAAAUGCUCUGCUCUGGCACCCUGGUCCAUCCCAGCUCCUUCCUCCAUUGGAGGCUUUGCCUUGCAAACUCCCAUCCCUCUCAGCUCUUCAGUAAGCUAUUGAGUUUUGAAGUUUAUGAACAUUUAUGAACCAGAUUUUUUCCAGAAGCACAAACUUUAUAGAAUGCAGUUCCCCUUGGGUAGUUUCUUUCCCUUAACAGUGACAGCAAAGCCUGUCAAUCCAUACCUCAUGUUUCUUCAUGCACAUAGUGAAGGCGCCAAUGCUGCUGUGGGCCCUGCUCUCUCCCAUGAGCCUUUGCUGCUCUGGGUAGUGAAUAAGGGGAGCCAAGACAGAACAGGCUGGAUUUAGCUUAUGGGAAUCUUGAGACUUGAUGCUAGUUCGAAGUCAGGACUGGGAAUUGAGUUGUAGAGGGGUUGCCUUGCAGAGACAAUAAGUCAGCAUUUUGGCCCUGUAUGAUUCAUAAAAGUCUCUAACGAUGCCAUUGCUGACCAAGUUGAGAAGUCUUAUCUGGAGAAUGGCUGCUGUGCUGGCUGGUUAGUUGGAGUCCUUCCUGUUUGCUGCAAGGGAAUUGUGAAGGGCACCCAGAAGGGUUGCUGCCCAAGUCCACCGCAGCAUGCCUUCUUUGCCCUAUGCAGGCAUGUUCUGGGGAAGUGCCUUCCUGGUAGAGCGCCACCUGGUGGAUCUGCUUACACUGCCUUUCCUUUUCGUUAGGGUUGUUCCGAGAGUCUGAGAAAAGUGUUUUCUAGAAGGGAUUUCUAUUUUUGCAUAAUGUAUUGGGUCAUUUUUCAUGAUAUGUCACAUGACUGCAGAUCCAGAAUGUGAUGGAUUUGACUAUUCAGUCUCAAAUAAAUCUAUGGGUCUUGGAACAUUCUUGGUCCCGGGGCCUCGAGUUACUAUAGCAGCAGCUAAUGAGAAGAUUGCUCUUAUUUUAGAUGAACCUUGUUUUCUACAUUUACUUUGUCCACUUGUCCUUUGAUUUCCAGAUGUGUUAACUGGCCGACUGUUUAGUUUUUAAGUCAGUUUUUAAAGGCUUGCUUAUCAACACUCACUUUUUGGAGCAAAGCAAUGAGCUUUUCAUUAAAGGGGGAAAAUGUUAGACCCUAAUGUAGACCCAGAUUUUGCUGAGUUCUGGGAUGCCUCUUUACAAUCUGAGGAGUCCUGCUGUGCAAGCUCCAGCCACUAUCACCUGCUUUGUUUUAUACCUUCUUCCCAAAUGCUGCUUCUUGGGUGGGGAAGAUGGUAGAGUUAUUGUCCUCAAGGUAAAUUUCUAGUUUGCUGGAUACAGACAUUCCUCAGAUACAGCUGCUAAGGAUAGUAUCUUAUUUUUCUGAACCAAUUCAUGAGUCCAGGGAAGAGGAGAUUCUGAAAAACCUCCAUACUUGAAAGGAUAUAUUUAUAAUGGUUCCUUGCUGCUAAAUCAGAUCAGAAUUAUUUUUAAACAGGCAACAUUCUUUACAUGGUACGAUGUUAGACUGUCCGAGCUUUUUCCUCCCUUCUUUGUGUUGACCGGGGAAUACAGGGUACUUGGAAGCUGUUGGACAUUGAUUUGUGUCUAAAUAACCACAGAUGUACUGAAUUGCCUUUGGUGCUAUCUUGUACUUUCACUCUGUAACAAUAAAAUCCCUUUGUACA